Molecule: messenger RNA, 927 nt
Organism: Medioppia subpectinata
Lineage: Eukaryota; Metazoa; Arthropoda; Arachnida; Sarcoptiformes; Oppiidae
Source: the annotation of a GenBank genome assembly
ACAUUCAUCAGUCGUUUGAUAGCAUUUGUGAUACGGAAUCGUCACUCGGACUCAAUCUCGCAGACAAUGUCUUACUAUCCGACUUCAGUUCCCAACGGAACCGAUACUAACACUCAUCACUCGAAUGGGAACCACUCGACCACAGCGUCGGCAGCGAUGACAGCGGUGGCCGCAGCGGCCGCGGUCUACGGCGCCGCACAGAACGGCAUAUGUCUUAGGGUUGACCCCAAUAUGGAGGCGAAGGACUUCUGGCGGAAGUACGACAUCACUGUUCACGGAAAGGACGCCCCGUUGCCACUCAUGUCAAUGCAUGCCUUCAAAUGGCCGCAACGCAUCGCCGAAGCCCUGGAGACGGAUCAGUUCACUUCGCCCACUCCCAUACAGUGCCAGUCGUGGCCCAUCGCUCUCGAGGGCCGGGAUCUGGUCGGUGUGGCGCAGACCGGUUCAGGCAAGACGUUGUGCUAUGUAUUGCCCGCUUUCGUCAAGAUCUUGAGGGACAGACCCCAGAGAGGACCCAAGUGUCUGAUUCUGGCGCCCACUCGAGAGUUGGCUCAACAGAUCCAAGAAGUGGUCCGUCGAUAUCGUUUCGCGAACAACGUGUGUCUCUAUGGCGGCGCUUCCAGAGGGCCGCAGAUGAGACAAAUCCGCGAAAUGAAUCCGCAGAUCAUAAUCGCAACGCCCGGCCGUAUGAUCGACUUCGUGGAGAGCCGUGCGAUCGACAUCCGGGCCGUCGACUAUCUGGUUCUGGACGAAGCGGACCGUAUGUUAGACAUGGGUUUUGAGCCGCAGCUCAAGAAGAUUAUCGCUCAGUUGCCACGAGAGCGCCAGACACUGAUGUGGUCGGCCACGUGGCCCAAAGAGGUGAAGGCAUUGGCCGCGCAGUACAUGAAAGACUACGUGCAGAUCAAUGUCGGCGGCACUGAACUG